AUGACGGUCAACGAACUGGUGUCGGAUCCUAAGCUGUCCGUGGUCCUGCAGACCUCUGGCUACGCCCAGGACCAAGCCGCGAAGCUCUUGCAGCUCCUCACCGACGUCACCCACGCCAGUCAAGACACACUCUCGCCUGAGCUGCAAGCGAACCUCUCCAAGGAGCAGAAACUGCUUCUCACCAACAUCUCACACCUGCGCGGCUUCCAUCGCGCUGCCAACUUCACGGCCCGGGAGACGAAGGCACAGACGGCUGAAGCCCGCCAUGAGGUCGACCGCCUACACCUGCAGCUACAGAACCUAUACUACGAACAGAGACAUCUCGAGGGAGAGAUUGAGGCCUGCGAAUCCUACGACCACACUUAUCAGAAACUUCCACUUAUCCCCGUAGAGGAGUUCCUAGAAUUGCAUCCGGAGCAUGCUGACGACGACGAGAAUGCCUUGAUGGUUGCGCGGAUCGGCCACGAGCGGGCGGAGCGGGAGACGCUCGAGCAACAGAGGUUGGAGUUAGUCGGAAGGAAACAGAAGCUUAUCGCCGAGAAUAAGAAAAGGAAAGACGACUUGGCCAAUCUCGACAAAGAUCUUGAGAAAUUUAUUGAUGCCGCGAAACCUAUCCAGGAGCUCUUCGAGAAGGUUGCUUGA
This is a messenger RNA of Colletotrichum truncatum, 642 nucleotides long. Its product is annotated as THOC5 family protein. Gene Ontology annotation, molecular function: mRNA binding. NCBI's taxonomy places the organism in Eukaryota, Fungi, Ascomycota, Sordariomycetes, Glomerellales, Glomerellaceae. Gene Ontology annotation, biological process: mRNA export from nucleus; positive regulation of DNA-templated transcription, elongation. Gene Ontology annotation, cellular component: THO complex part of transcription export complex. The record is from RefSeq and is a predicted model, not a curated record.